UGUCAGUCAGCUAGCUGUCAAAAACAAAAAUAUUGUGGUGGUUGGCUGAAAAUAUUAAAAUAAAUUAAUUUUUCAACAUGGGAAAUAGUAAUCGGCGAGAUGAAUUACUGAAAUUGAAGUCGUAUACCGAAGAAAUUGAUAACGAACUAACUUUGAUCUUACAAACACUUCAAUGGGACAGAAAUCAUUUGUUACAGAAUCCACUCAUGGUGAUGUGCAGAUAUGACUGUAACCACAAAGUACCACCUGAUAGGGCCGCAGAACACGAGAAGGAAUGCUUUCUGCGCAAGAAUGGCUACAGCAAGGAUGACCAGCUACUACCAGACCCUCUUGAUUCUGAGUCAAACACUCUGGUUAAACUCGGAAAAGAUAAUAUUCAGCAAAUUAUUGCAGAUGCAUCAAAAUCGGAUUCUACAUUUAGGAGAGGCGUGGGUUGUCACGGAGCAGAGCCAAUGUCACUGGAGCGCCUUCAGGUCUCGUACUCGGCAGACGAGCGCCGCGCCAUACACGAUGCUGUGGUCAGUGCCGUGCCAUCGUGCCAUGAUCUUACCGACUUGAUGCUGCCUACUACUAGUGAAGAUAAGAAUGAGAAAGUAAUUCUGUCGCGCAAUGAGAUCCUGCUGGAGCUGCGUAACAUGCGCCGGCGCCGCACUAAGUACCGCGUCGCUGCCAAGUCGCGCAACUACUCCGAUGUACUGCGUGAUGUCAUCAAGACUCAGAUGGAACAUUUCAACGAUGGUAAGACCACAACAGAAGACGUGGAUGAAGAAAAUAACCAUAGGGAAGCAGAACCAGACGGAAGGGAUUCCAGGCAAACAUCACAAGAAGGCGAUAAAUAUACUCAAGAUCGAUACAAGAAGUUUGUGCCCAGACCUAUUAAAAUAGAAGUUAACACUGAUGGAGGUUCUACUGAAAGAAUUAGAGAUUACAGUAGAGAUAGGUCAGAUGGGGCAAAUAGAUAUGAGAUGGAGAAUAACAGGGACAGGAGUGCCAGAGAUAAUGAAAGGCGAAGACAUGAAGAUAGAUCCAGAGACAGAAGAAAUGAUGAUCAUAUGGAUAGAGAUCACAGAUUUGGAGAUAGCUCUAGAAAGAGAAGAUAUGAUGAUGAUUACAGAGAUGAUACUAGAGAGCGAAGCUCCUAUUAUGAAGGGUCCAAAGAAAAGAAUAAAGAUAAGGAUUACAGGUCUGAUAAAAGAUCAAGAAGACGUUAUGAAAAUGAAGAUGGAGAUUAUCAGGUGGGCCAAGAUGAUAGGGAUACCUAUGAGAAGCCUAGGGAAAGAAGGUCGGAUGAAAAAAGGGAUAAAAAACACAUGCAUAAAGAUAUAUACCAUAAUGAUAAAAGACACAAGGAUAGAGAGAGAUCUAGAGAUCGAAGAUCAGACCAUAGAUAUGAGGACAGAAGUGAACGAAUUCACAUUAAGCAAGAAAGAGAUGACAGUAGAACAAGAGAUGAUAAGACAAAGUAUGACAGAAGUGAUAAAAACUAUGAUAGGAGAUAUAAUAAGGCUUAUAGAGAUAAGAACUGUGAUGGUCAUAGUUCAGAAAUGGAUCAAGAAAAGUUUUCCAGGUAUUACGAUGUGCCUUCGCGAGAGAUUUACGACCCUAAUAAGGUUAUUAAGCAGGAAAAAUAAAAUGUACACAAAAUAAUA
Molecule: messenger RNA, 1649 nt
Organism: Helicoverpa armigera (cotton bollworm)
Lineage: Eukaryota; Metazoa; Arthropoda; Insecta; Lepidoptera; Noctuidae
Product: U11/U12 small nuclear ribonucleoprotein 48 kDa protein
Exons: 6
Coding region: 78-1631 (517 amino acids)
Source: RefSeq, a predicted model, not a curated record